This is a messenger RNA of Syngnathoides biaculeatus (alligator pipefish), 2597 nucleotides long. RefSeq names its product macrophage erythroblast attacher, E3 ubiquitin ligase (gene maea). Gene Ontology annotation, molecular function: protein binding; ubiquitin protein ligase activity. Gene Ontology annotation, cellular component: cytoplasm; GID complex; nucleus. The record is from RefSeq and is a predicted model, not a curated record. The transcript has 9 exons. Bases 51 to 1304 code for a protein of 417 amino acids. Gene Ontology annotation, biological process: proteasome-mediated ubiquitin-dependent protein catabolic process. NCBI's taxonomy places the organism in Eukaryota, Metazoa, Chordata, Actinopteri, Syngnathiformes, Syngnathidae.
GGAGCCCUGUCCUCCGCGAAUGCUCCUCACAAAAUGGCCAGCGAAAGGAAAUGAGAGCAGCCGCUCUUCUCCUCUCUCACUGCGACACCUAUUCCGGAUUUCCUCCCCCAUCAUCAUUAUCAUCAUCAUCACCAUCCUUUUCCUCAUCAUCGACCCCCACAACCACGUCUGGAUCUCUCGUCGUGCCCUACGAGACGCUCAACAAGCGCUUCCGAGCGGCCCAAAAGAACAUCGACAGGGAGACGAGUCACGUGACCAUGGUGGUGGCCGAGCUGGAGAAGACUCUCAGUAGUUUCCCCGUGGUGGACUCGGUGGUGUCCCUCCUUGAUGGCGUCGUGGAGAAGCUCAGCGCGCUGAAACGAAAGGCCGCCGAAUCUAUCCAGGCGGAGGACGAGAGCGCCAAGCUAUGCAAGCGCCGCAUUGAGCACCUGAAAGAGCACAGCAGCGACCAGCCGGCCUCUGUCAACCUGUGGAAGAAGAAGCGCAUGGACCGCAUGAUGGUGGAGCACCUGCUGCGCUGCGGGUACUACAACACGGCUGUGAAGCUGGCUAGACAGAGCGGUAUCGAGGAUCUCGUCAACAUUGAGAUGUUCCUCACGGCGAAGGAGGUGGAAGAGUCCCUGGAGAGGCAGGAGACAGCCACCUGCUUAGCCUGGUGCCAUGACAACAAGUCCCGUCUUCGUAAAAUGAAGAGUUGUCUGGAGUUCAGUCUGAGAAUCCAGGAGUUCAUUGAGCUCAUCCGACAGAACAAAAGAAUGGACGCUGUCAGACAUGCGAGGAAACACUUCAGCCAAGCAGAAGGCGGACAGUUGGAUGAAGUCCGGCAGGUGAUGGGCAUGCUGGCCUUCCCCUCAGACACACACAUCUCCCCUUACAAGGAUCUGUUAGAUCCGGCCCGCUGGAAGAUGCUGAUCCAGCAGUUCCGCUACGACAACUACCGACUGCAUCAGCUGGGCAACAACUCGGUGUUCACGAUCACUCUCCAGGCCGGGCUGUCAGCCAUCAAGACGCCUCAGUGCUACAAGGAGGACGGCACCUCCAAGAACCCGGACUGCCCCGUGUGUAGCAAGUCCCUAAACAAGUUGGCGCAGCCUCUGCCCAUGGCCCACUGCGCCAAUUCCAGACUCGUGUGUAAGAUCUCCGGUGAAGUCAUGAACGAGAACAACCCGCCCAUGAUGCUGCCCAAUGGAUACGUGUACGGAUAUAACUCCCUGCUGUCCAUCCGCCAGGACGACAAAGUAGUUUGCCCCAGAACCAAAGAAGUCUUCAGCUUCUCACAGGCUGAAAAAGUCUACAUCAUGUGAACGCGCGCUGUAACGACAAAACUACCACGGCAUGACCACCAGAAGUUCUCCCCGCCCCAAAGUACCCACAAGCCUCCUCGCCCCUCACACCAUCCUUUCCAGUCUUUCGGCAACUUCAUCAGGAUGCUUCCCACAAGACCGGUGCCUGUAAAAUUCGGAUUGACAAACGUGUCUACCUGGGGGCAAUGUCCGUUUUCCCGCUAGAGGAUGGAUUAUUUUACAUUUUCUCUUGCCCCUCCAUCCCCCCUUCCCCGUCCUCGCCUCGAUGGCUUUAAAAAAAGCUGCGUCAAGACUGCUUUAGAGAUGUACAUAGUAAAUGAGCUUUGUUCACAGCGCCUGAUGACUCGUCGUCGAGGGGGCCAGGGGACAAUGACUGAAAAGGUCUUUUCCCUUUCCAUUUCCACUAAACCGCUCCUUAGGUUUUUUUUUUUUUUUUUUUUUUGUAUGGUCGCAUACUAACUCUUGACGAGUGUCUUUGACGAUGAGGCUGGUCUUCUAUUUUUUUUUUUUCAGCCUCGGAUGAGGUUUCAUUUAUUUCAAGUCAAGAUUUAACUCAAAUGGGAGUUACGUGACAUUGCACAAAAGUACAGGUUGUUGAUUAGUCUUAUACAAUUUACCCCAAAAAAUCAACUGAAAAGACAAAUUUGUCAAAUAUUAAAUAUAUAUAUAUUGACAUUUUUGUGAAUACACCUAUUUAUGGGUGCUGUUUAUUUCCAAACUAAAGUGGGGAGUAAAUUGUAAAGCUACUUAGUGGACAAUCCUGUAUUAUGGUCAAAAGCUCGCCAUCUCCAUUAUCGUUCACGUUUGGCGUGUUUUGACCGGCCCGUUCUUCUUCCACGGCACGCUCAUACGGGACCUUGCCCUUUUGCACUGGGAAGCAUAGAAGAAAAAUGUCUUGAACAAAGGACCACAAAGGUCCAACGCCACUGACUGUAUCAAGCAAUAGUUCAAGGUGUCCCAAUUCUUUUUGUCCACAGAAUGUCACGUUUGAAUGGAAAAAGGACCGUGCUGAAUAAAUUCAUUUCUUCGCCCCUGGUAAUUCUGACCAACGACGAACCUAAGCACAAAAUCCAGCAUAAAUUUUAAAAUUUUGAAAUCCCCACUUCACCAACGUAAGCCAUACUUUUCAUUUUCAGUCGUCUAGCAAAAGGACUUUGGACAAAUGAAAGGUUGCCGCUUUUGCGCCCCGUCUCAUGACUCUGGACCGUUGUCGUCUUGUGCGUUUCACUUCUUAGACUUAGCUGAAGAUGAUUGUUUCAUCAUUGAUAUGACUCAUAAAGAUUUUACCAGACA